GAAUGAAAGCUAGUUAGAUAAUAAAGCAGCAUUUUCAAUGGCAUCAAAUAGGCAUUGAGAGAAGAAUUGAAAGGACAAAAGGAAAUUUCAUUUUUAGUUGUGGUUGUGAAGGGGCUAUUGGUGGGCAUGGAAGGGCUGGCCAUGCUCGGGCAGCUAAUCGGUCAGCUUCAAGAUCUUUUGCAACUUCACGGCUCUCCUCCGCCGCCUCCUCCUCCGUCUCAUUUUCGCCUUCUUCAUCCGCAUCUUCACCCCGACGACUACCACCGCAGGUGGUGUUUGCACAAUAUAGAUGAUACUCCUGCAGACGAUUACUACAGUCUUGUAAUGGCUGCUGGGAAAUCUGGAAGUUGUAAGAUGUUGGAACCUUUCGAGCCUCCAGGUCCUCCACCAAGCAAGAAAUCACGAAAGGGACGGAACCAAGAGAAAUUACAUGGAAGUACUGCUAUACCUGAGGCCGAGGUUAUGGAACAAGAUAUUUGGAAAGAAUUCCCUGAAGACCUUCUUGAAGCUGUCAUUGCAAGACUUCCCAUAGCCUCAUUCUUCCGCUUUCGCUCAGUUUGCCGUAAAUGGAAUUCCUUGUUGGAGUCGCAAAGUUUCUCUCAGCGUUGUGCUGAAAUCCCGCAAGGCAAUACCUGGUUCUAUGCUUUUACUCAUGACAAUGUGAACUCCGGAACCAUGUAUUAUGACCCUUCCAUGAGGAAAUGGCACCAUCCUGCAUAUAGGCCAACAAAAAUGAUUGCUUUGCCAGUUGCAUCUGCAGGUGGUCUAGUUUGCUUUCUUGAUAUUGGUCAUAGGAAAUUCUAUGUCUGCAACCCUUUGACUCGGUCAUUUAAAGAGUUGCCAACUGGGUCAGUUAAAGUGUGGUCGCGAAUUGCUGUAGGAAUGACUCUGAAUGGAAACUCAACCACUGGAGGCUACAAGGUCAUGUGGGUGGGACGUGAUGGAGAGUAUGAAGUUUAUGACUCAGUGAAGAAUUCAUGGAGUCGGCCAGGAAGCAUGCCCUCAAACAUUAAGGUGCCACUAUCACUUAACUUUCUGUCUCAAGCUGUUUCUGUUGAUAACACACUUUGCUUCAUGCGGUCGGACCCUGAAGGGAUUGUGUCCUACAACAUGGAUACCGGGGUAUGCAAACAAUUUAUUAUUCCAGCCCCAUUACAUCUGAGUGACCACUCGCUUGCAGAGUGUAAGGGCAGGAUCAUGCUCGUUGGAUUGCUGACCAAAAAUGCUGCCACUUGUGCCUGUAUAUGGGAGCUGCAGAAGAUGACGCUCUUGUGGAAGGAGGUUGACAGAAUGCCAAACGUAUGGUGCUUAGAGUUUUACGGGAAGCACGUACGAAUGACUUGCUCGGGCAACGAAGGUUUGCUCAUGUUGCAAAUGAGAUCGAGACAAAUGAACCGAUUAGUUACAUACAAUGUGAUGAGCAGGGAGUGGCUUAAAGUUCCUGGAUCUGUUGUACCACGGGGUAGAAAGCAACAGCGGGUAGCAUGUUGCAUUGCCUUUAACCCCUGCUUGACUGCUACUGCUUGAUUUCCAACCCUUUAUGUUUCAAGGAAACUAUUUCCUAUUUUAAUGUUUCCCGAUUAUCUUCGAUUGCUGCUAACAAGUCCCACCUAAGGCCGGAUUUUCUUUUUGGUUGCAUGGAAAUUGGAAUGGGCUUUUUCUUUAUUUUCUUCUUUUCGUUUGGACAUGUGGGUGAAUAACACGCUUGGUUCUUAA
Messenger RNA from Gossypium raimondii (Peruvian cotton), 1716 nucleotides. Its product is annotated as F-box only protein 6. The coding region runs from base 127 to 1527 and encodes 466 amino acids. Gene Ontology annotation, molecular function: protein binding. The record is from RefSeq and is a predicted model, not a curated record. The transcript is spliced from 2 exons. NCBI's taxonomy places the organism in Eukaryota, Viridiplantae, Streptophyta, Magnoliopsida, Malvales, Malvaceae.